Ostertagia ostertagi is the source of this 477-nucleotide messenger RNA. NCBI's taxonomy places the organism in Eukaryota, Metazoa, Nematoda, Chromadorea, Rhabditida, Trichostrongylidae. The record is from the annotation of a GenBank genome assembly.
AUGAUUGAAUUAAUUCUUCCCGGCAUGAUCAGAAGAAACAGAGGAUGUAUUGUUAAUGUGUCAUCAAUGACGGGUUGGCGUCCAUUGCCAUAUCUCAGCACUUAUCCAGCCAGCAAGGCGGCUAUUUCAUUUUUCUCGGAUUCUCUCAGUGACGAGUUCCGCCACACAAAUGUUCGCAUACAGUGUCUAGUUCCGCUGUUGGUAGCUACAAAAGUUGCUUCAUAUGAGACCAAUGAAGCAAACAACGUUUUUGUCGUUACUCCCGAACAUUAUGCAAAGCAAGCUGUUCGUGCAAUAGGCAGAUUUGAAAUUCUCACGGGAUGCUUCCAACACGACAUGCAGGUCGCGUUCGGAAGUUUAAUUUCUUUCUGGGCCUUCAAGUUGAUCUAUGUACCUUUCGUCAUGCUGGGAGUUCAUAAAUAUCGCGUUGCCGAGUACCAGAGGAAACGCGAGAUAGAACUGCAGAAGUCAGAGUAA